Passer domesticus (house sparrow) is the source of this 2259-nucleotide messenger RNA. RefSeq names its product polyamine-modulated factor 1-binding protein 1-like. The record is from RefSeq and is a predicted model, not a curated record. The transcript is spliced from 24 exons. Lineage: Eukaryota; Metazoa; Chordata; Aves; Passeriformes; Passeridae. The coding region runs from base 1 to 2259 and encodes 752 amino acids.
AUGAAGAAGGUCCUGAUGUCGCGGGACCAGGACAUGACUCUCAUCCAGGAUCUGCGUGAGGAGGUUGACAAGAUAAAGACAACACAGCUCCUCAUGGAAGGAGACAUAAAGAAGCUUAAGGAGUCUCUUGCCUUAGAUCAGGAGCUGAGACAGCAAAUGGAAGCCAAGUUUUUGGAGAUCCAAAAAGACUUUGAGAAACUCAACUUUACAUCAAAGAGCCUCCAAAAGGACUCUCAACAAAAGCAGAGGGAUAUUGAGCUGGAUCGCCUGGAGCUGAAGACUUUCCGCAAACACCUGGAGGAGUCCUGGAACAGGAACAUGGAGGAUCUCGAGAAUAGGUUGAGGCGUGAAAACGCCGCUGGGAUUAAGAAGUAUCCCGAGACACUGCCGUAUUUGCAGCCAAUGCCCCCCAGCAAGGAGCCACAGCACAGCCAAAGAGCUCUGGCGACCAUCAGAGCAGCAGUUUCAAACUGCCACCAGUUCAGGAUUCUCCCCGUUCUUCGCGAGGAAUUUGGUGGGAUAAAGGCAGAACUCUCCCGCAUAUCAGAGGACAUGAAGAAGUUCCAGGAGGCACAGACCCUGAUGGUUUCCCAGCAUCAGGAGGAGAUUGAAAAGUUAAAGGCUGGCCAGCGUCAUGUGUCGGAGGAAAUGAAGAAGGUCCUGAUGUCGCGGGACCAGGACAUGACUCUCAUCCAGGAUCUGCGUGAGGAGGUUGACAAGAUAAAGACAACACAGCUCCUCAUGGAAGGAGACAUAAAGAAGCUUAAGGAGUCUCUUGCCUUAGAUCAGGAGCUGAGACAGCAAAUGGAAGCCAAGUUUUUGGAGAUCCAAAAAGACUUUGAGAAACUCAACUUUACAUCAAAGAGCCUCCAAAAGGACUCUCAACAAAAGCAGAGGGAUAUUGAGCUGGAUCGCCUGGAGCUGAAGACUUUCCGCAAACACCUGGAGGAGUCCUGGAACAGGAACAUGGAGGAUCUCGAGAAUAGGUUGAGGCGUGAAAACGCCGCUGGGAUUAAGAAGUAUCCCGAGACACUGCCGUAUUUGCAGCCAAUGCCCCCCAGCAAGGAGCCACAGCACAGCCAAAGAGCUCUGGCGACCAUCAGAGCAGCAGUUUCAAACUGCCACCAGUUCAGGAUUCUCCCCGUUCUUCGCGAGGAAUUUGGUGGGAUAAAGGCAGAACUCUCCCGCAUAUCAGAGGACAUGAAGAAGUUCCAGGAGGCACAGACCCUGAUGGUUUCCCAGCAUCAGGAGGAGAUUGAAAAGUUAAAGGCUGGCCAGCGUCAUGUGUCGGAGGAAAUGAAGAAGGUCCUGAUGUCGCGGGACCAGGACAUGACUCUCAUCCAGGAUCUGCGUGAGGAGGUUGACAAGAUAAAGACAACACAGCUCCUCAUGGAAGGAGACAUAAAGAAGCUUAAGGAGUCUCUUGCCUUAGAUCAGGAGCUGAGACAGCAAAUGGAAGCCAAGUUUUUGGAGAUCCAAAAAGACUUUGAGAAACUCAACUUUACAUCAAAGAGCCUCCAAAAGGACUCUCAACAAAAGCAGAGGGAUAUUGAGCUGGAUCGCCUGGAGCUGAAGACUUUCCGCAAACACCUGGAGAAGUCCUGGAACAGGAACAUGGAGGCUCUCGAGAAUAGGUUGAGGCGUGAAAACGCCGCUGGGAUUAAGAAGUAUCCCGAGACACUGCCGUAUUUGCAGCCAAUGCCCCCCAGCAAGGAGCCACAGCACAGCCAAAGGAGGCCAGUGGUCCGUGGCGGUGGCUCCCAUGUGCCACCGAGCUCUGGCAACCAUCAGAGCAGCAGUUUCAAACUGCCACCUGUUCAGGAUUCUCCCCGUACGAGUGCAUUUCUGCAGGGACUCGUGACCCGCCCCAACAAGGUUCUUCGCGAGGAAUUUGGUGGGAUAAAGGCAGAACUCUCCCGCAUAUCAGAGGACAUGAAGAAGUUCAAAGAGGCACAGACCCUGAUGGUUUCCCAGCAUCAGGAGGAGAUUGAAAAGUUAAAGGCUGGCCAGCGUCAUGUGUCGGAGGAAAUGAAGAAGGUCCUGAUGUCGCGGGACCAGGACAUGACUCUCAUCCAGGAUCUGCGUGAGGAGGUUGACAAGAUAAAGACAACACAGCUCCUCAUGGAAGGAGACAUAAAGAAGCUUAAGGAGUCUCUUGCCUUAAUGAAGAAGCUGGAGGAAGACCUUAAAAAGCUGAGGCAGGAUAUAGCCAAGUGGAAAGAAGAGAGCAGUAAGGAGAUCUCUCAGCAAAUUGAGUAA